This is a messenger RNA of Solanum tuberosum (potato), 373 nucleotides long. RefSeq lists its product as uncharacterized. NCBI's taxonomy places the organism in Eukaryota, Viridiplantae, Streptophyta, Magnoliopsida, Solanales, Solanaceae. Bases 65 to 373 code for a protein of 102 amino acids. The record is from RefSeq and is a predicted model, not a curated record. The transcript is spliced from 2 exons.
GUACUCUUCAACUUUUAAUGUAUGUGAGUUAUGGGUUCAAGUUUGGAACAUCCCUUUACACUGGAUGUCAAUGGACGUUGGGAGCAAAAUUGGAAAUGCGUUAGGAGGUAUCGUGGAUAUUGUAAUCCCUGAAAAUGGAAGCAAAGAGGGACAAUAUAUAAGGCUGAAAGCCAGGAUGAAUAUAACUAAGCCACUACCUAGGGGACAUAAUGAGAAAACAUGUGCCCACAGAGCCAAGGAUGUACAGGAUGGCACUGUUAAAACUGAUCAGUUCGGGAUUUGGCUAAAAGCAGAGAACCAUGCUCCUCUCUCGGAAAAGCGUAGGCGACAAGGGACAAACAGUACUAAUGGAGAAGAGUCGAAAGAAUUGUAA